CGCGCUGCGGAAGCGGAAGUACUGUGGCUGCUGCUCAUGGAUGGCUUAAAGAGGGAGCGCGGGAUGGGGAGCUGAGUGUCCCCGGUCUCCAUAGCAACGGGGCCAGACCGCGGAGCGGGGGACACUGUUACCAUGAACAGGAAGAAGGGAGACAAGGGCUUCGAGAGCCCCCGGCCAUACAAAUUAACUCACCAGGUAGUCUCUAUCAGCAAUAUAAAUUUUCAGAGGAAAUCUGUCAUUGGAUUUGUGGAUUUAACGAUAUUCCCUACGGUGGCCAAUUUGAACAAGAUCAAGCUGAACAGUAAACAGUGCAGAAUAUACAGAGUGAAAGUGAAUGAGCUGGAGGCAGCGUUCAUAUACAACGACCCCACACUGGAAGUCUGUCACCACGAGUCCAAACAACGAAAUCUGAAUUUUUUUUCCAAUGCGUAUGCAGCAGCUGUCAGUGCAGUUGACCCAGAUGCUGGAAAUGGUGAACUCUGCAUCAAAGUACCAUCAGAACUGUGGAAACAUGUUGAUGAGUUAAAAGUGCUGAAGGUGUACAUUGAGUUCUCCCUGGAUCAGCCGAAAGGCGGCCUUCAUUUUGUUGUUCCCAAUGUGGAAGGCAGUAUGGCAGAGAGAGGGGCUCAUUGCUUUUCCUACGGAUACCAGAAUUCCACCAGGUUUUGGUUCCCGUGUGUGGACUCCUAUUCAGAGCUAUGCACAUGGAAGCUGGAGUUCACAGUCGAUGCCGCCAUGGUGGCUGUGUCCAAUGGGGAUCUUGUGGAAACCAUUUACACCCCCGACAUGAGGAAGAAGACCUACCACUACACCCUCGCCAUUCCAACCGCAUCUCCUAACAUUUCUCUGGCUGUUGGCCCUUUUGAGAUUCUUGUGGAUCCUUACAUGCAUGAGGUGACUCACUUUUGCUUGCCUCAGUUAUUACCCCUUCUGAAGCACACAACCUCCUACCUCCAUGAGGUGUUUGAGUUUUAUGAGGAGAUCCUCACUUGCCGCUACCCGUAUUCCUGCUUCAAGACGGUGUUUGUCGAUGAAGCUUACAUGGAAGUUACAGCCUAUGCAUCUAUGAGUAUCUUUAGCACAAACCUCCUCCACAGCGCUAUGAUCAUUGACCAGACCCCACUAACUAGAAGGUGUCUUGCUCAGGCUCUCGCACAACAGUUCUUUGGCUGCUUCAUUUCUAGGAUGUCCUGGUCUGACGAGUGGGUCCUGAAAGGCAUCUCUGGUUAUAUUUACGGUCUGUGGAUGAAGAAGACAUUUGGUGUAAAUCAGUACCGAGACUGGAUCAAAGAAGAGCUGGAUAUAAUUGUAGCCUAUGAACUGAAGACUGGUGGUGUGCUGCUGCACCCGAUAUUCUCUGCAGGAAAGGAGAAAGACAAUCCAUCUUCUCACCUUCAUUUUUCCAUAAAACACCCUCAUACUUUGUCCUGGGAGUAUUUCAACAUGUUCCAGUGCAAGGCUCACCUGGUCAUGAGACUGAUAGAAAACCGCAUUAGUAUGGAGUUUAUGCUGCAGGUUUUCAACAAGCUUUUAAGCCUGGCCAGCACUGCUUCAUCGCAGAAGUUCCAGUCCCACAUGUGGAGUCAGAUGUUGGUUUCCACAUCUGGCUUUCUGAAAUCCAUUUCCAACGUGUCUGGAAAAGACAUCCAACCUCUUAUAAAGCAGUGGGUGGACCAGAGCAGCGUUGUAAAGUUUUACGGAAGCUUUGCUUUUAACAGAAAGCGCAAUGUUUUGGAAUUGGAGAUUAAGCAGGACUUCACCUCCCCGGGAACUCAGAAAUAUGUGGGCCCCCUUAAAGUAACGGUUCAAGAGCUGGAUGGAUCAUUUAACCACACUUUACAGAUUGAAGAGAACAGCCUGAAACAUGACAUUCCCUGUCACUCCAAGAGCAGAAGAAAUAAAAAGAAGAAAAUUCCAUUGAUGAAUGGGGAAGAAGUUGACAUGGACCUUUCUGCAAUGGAAUAUAUGAAAUGUAGUGCUGACUCCCCCUUGCUGUGGAUCAGGAUUGACCCCGACAUGUCGGUGUUGAGGAAAGUAGAGUUCGAACAGGCUGAUUUUAUGUGGCAGUACCAGCUGCGUUAUGAGAGAGAUGUGGUGGCACAGGAAGAAGCCAUUCUAGCCUUGGAGACCUUCCCUACACCUGCCUCUCGUCUCGCACUGACAGACGUUCUCGAGCAGGAACAAUGCUUCUACCGAGUCAGAAUGAUGGCAUGCUUUUGUCUGGCCAAGAUUGCAAAUUCGAUGGUAAGCACGUGGACCGGACCUCCAGCAAUGAAGUCAUUAUUUACCCGCAUGUUUUGUUGCAAGAGCUGCCCAAACAUUGUAAAAACAAACAACUUCAUGAAUUUCCAGAGCUACUUUCUACAGAAGACUAUGCCAGUCGCUAUGGCUUUGCUCAGAGAUGUUCAUAACCUUUGCCCUAAAGAAGUCCUCGCCUUCAUCCUAGAUCUUAUCAAGUACAAUGACAACAGGAAAAACAAGUUUUCAGAUAAUUACUACCGGGCAGAACUCAUCGAUGCUCUAUCUAAUGGAGUGACCCCAGCUGUCAGUGUUAAUAAUGAAUCCCGGACCCUGGACAAUCUGAAUGCGGAUGUCCGCCUCAUCCUGGAAGAAAUUACCCGUUUUCUGAAUAUGGAAAAGCUUCUUCCAAGUUACAGACACACAAUAACAGUCAGCUGCUUGAGAGCCAUUCGUGUUCUUCAAAAGAAUGGACAUGUUCCCAGCGACCCAACACUUUUUAAAUCGUAUGCAGAGUAUGGACACUUUGUGGACCUUCGGGUUGCCGCUUUGGAAGCCAUUGUUGACUAUACAAAGGCGGACAGAAGCUCUGAUGACCUGCAGUGGUUGCUGAAAAUGGCACAGGAUGACCCAGUGCCAUAUAUAAGGCAUAAGAUCUUCUACAUGUUGACAAAGAACCCGCCAUUUACAAAGAACAUGGAGUCGCCCUUGUGUAAUGAAGCUCUUGUUGACCAGCUCUGGAAGCUGAUGAAUCCAGGUACUUCACAUGACUGGAGACUACGUUGUGGGGCUGUGGACCUCUACCACACACUAUUUGGCCUCAACAGACCUUCCUGUCUGCCAUUGCCAGAGCUAGGACUAGUCCUUAACCUGAAGGAAAAAAAAGCUGUACUGAACCCCACCAUCAUUCCAGAGCCGGUGACCAGUAGCCAGGAUCUUGUGCCAAAUGCCAACAUGCACGGGCAAGUCGGAGGAUUUCAGAGCAGCGAGGAAGAUGUUAAAGAAGACCUUCCCAGUAUGAUUGUCCAUCAGCAGGGUAUGAAAAGGAAAGCGGAGGUUCUACUUGAAUCUGUAUUGGAACCUGGACAGUUCCCGAAUAUACUGGAAGAGGAAGAAAUAGAUAUGGAUACUGUGCAUGACAGCAAGGCAUUCAUUUAUCAUCAUUUAAAUAUGUUGGAUAGACCAUCCACACCAGGAAAAGAACAGUCUUCUAUGGAGCUGUUUAUGCACUCAGUUCCCCAAACACCUCUGGUGUUCAUCAAAGAGUCUAGUUCAUCCAAGCACAGCGAUCACCAUCAUCACCACCACCACGACCAUAAGAAAAAGAAGAAGAAGCACAAACACAAGCAUAAGCACAAACACAAGCACGAAAGUAAAGAAAAGGAGCGAGAUCCACUUCCCUUCUCCAACAGCCCUGCCAGCGGGCGCUCAAUCCGUUCCCCCUCGCUCACUGAUUAAAAGCCGGUUUGGUUCCUGCCACACAACACUUUCCCCAGUGGACCAUUGCCGGAGUCCAGUCCAUCAUUGUGAACUGAUGCAUCAAUUUGAUAUGUGACCAUCAGUCAUUAUUUUUUUAACACUCAGCAGGUUGAACAAAGCUGCUUUCUCAUUGUCUAAUCCUUUCCAGUUCCCGUCAGUCCGCAGGGACCGAAUCCUGGAAAUGUCCUCUUGCAAUAACUGCCAGAAGUAUAAACAGCCAAUUUUUUUAGUUUUACAGAGUUAAGAAAAAAAAAAAUAGAAAAAAUACUAGGCUUUGCUAGCAUUUCAGGGCUGUUUUAAUGCCACAGCUCCAUCUGACACUUGUAUUAAACUUUUGUAAGGCGUCAUGCACACCGGUGUUUUGAACUUUUGUGUGCGUCAGUUACCAGCAUUUUUUGAGAGCACAGGUGCAAGGUCCAGUCCCGCUGCCUGCAGCCAUGUUUUGAGCCAUAUGCAUUCAAAUGUGAUCUGGGCAUAUAUCCUAGAAUGCUAAUGACCUUUAAUGCAAGUACUAUUUGGUACAGAGUCUAGCCACCGCGUAUUCCAGCAAUCAGAGACUCUAACAGGCUGCAGGGCUGGGUGCUGCACCUGUGCCUUUUGGGCACCUGAAAAUUACCUGGAGGUGACACACAGGGGCCAAAACGCCUGUGUGCAUGAGUCACAAGAAAACAAAUGUUGUCUUGUUCAGCAUACACCAGUAAACAUUGUGUGCGCUGUGUCAAGAAAGUGGCAUAUACACUGUAACCAAUAGUGAAUUGUUAUUGUAAGACACAUACCUCCUAAGGAGGCAUUUUUCUAUACACGCUGUUUUGCGCUGUGUAUGUCUAUAUGCACUGAGAAAUGCAUCUCAGUUCUUGAUAGACAGUUUUACACUUUUUUUUUAAUAACCUACAGAUAUACAUUUUUAAAAAGAUUCUCUUUUUUUUUUUUUUUUAUUUAGUCCACAGUCUUCAAUAAAAAUGAGAAUCAUGACAA
Messenger RNA from Rana temporaria (common frog), 4692 nucleotides. It is a transcript of the gene TAF2, whose product is annotated as TATA-box binding protein associated factor 2. Gene Ontology annotation, cellular component: transcription factor TFIID complex. Gene Ontology annotation, molecular function: transcription cis-regulatory region binding; chromatin binding; RNA polymerase II general transcription initiation factor activity. The transcript is spliced from 27 exons. Gene Ontology annotation, biological process: transcription initiation at RNA polymerase II promoter. Bases 133 to 3696 code for a protein of 1187 amino acids. NCBI's taxonomy places the organism in Eukaryota, Metazoa, Chordata, Amphibia, Anura, Ranidae. The record is from RefSeq and is a predicted model, not a curated record.